AUGUUGAACCCUGAUAAUGACGCCCAUGAAACGGAUCUUACCAAGGCAACAACACUAGUGCUGGUGGCAACUAUAAAUACAGUAAAGUGGUAUCAUUCAAACAGCCCACAGCUGAAUCUAUCCAAGAGAAGAGAAGAGAAGAAAAAAUUGCAGAGGAAGAUGAGGAUGAUGUUACUAGCGUUUGGAUUGAUACUGAGCAUGUCCAUAGCGGAAUGCGCUAGGAAUAGUGAUGUUGCAGGAAUCUUGGCAUCAUGUAAUCCAACCGGAUAUUUGAAUGGCAACUCCCACAACUGCAAUCGCGAGCACGGCUCAGACUGCUGCAAGUCAGGGGAGCGAUACCCACAAUACAAAUGCUCGCCCCCAGUGACAGGCAAUACUCACGCCAUUCUCACUCUGAAUGGGUUUGAGAAGGGCGAAGACGGAGGAGGGCCUUCGGAGUGCGACGGGGACUACCACAAUGACAACGAUCUGGUGGUUGCUCUUUCCACAGGUUGGUACGCCGGUGGCAGCCGCUGUCACGACUUCAUACUAAUCACCAAUCAAGACAAUGGUCGAACUGCACGGGCCAGGGUGGUGGAUGAGUGCGACUCAGUCUCUGGGUGCGACGAGGAUCACGACUUCCAACCCCCUUGUCCUAACAAUAUCGUGGAUGCCUCUCUAGGCGUAUGGAAAGCCUUGGGAGUUGAAAAUUAUGAUGAUGUUGGCGAGAUGAGCAUCACAUGGUCUGAAACUUAA
Messenger RNA from Cryptomeria japonica (Japanese cedar), 735 nucleotides. RefSeq names its product kiwellin-1-like. The transcript has 2 exons. NCBI's taxonomy places the organism in Eukaryota, Viridiplantae, Streptophyta, Pinopsida, Cupressales, Cupressaceae. The coding region runs from base 1 to 735 and encodes 244 amino acids. The record is from RefSeq and is a predicted model, not a curated record.